AUUUAUUAUAAAAUUAAUGAGUAAUAAAAGCUAGGAGGGAUGUAUUUCCGCUCGAUAAAAGCUAUAUAAUGAUCAAGAAUUUAGAGAUGUAGUCAAGACAUUUCACGAAAUUGUCAUUCAAAUCAAUAAAAGUUUCUAUGAUUAAUCAUUUUAAGGUGUGAAGAAAUAAAAAAAGAAAAAAUAACAUUAAUAGCCUCCUUAAUAAAUUUAAACGAAAAAAAAAGAAGAGUUUAAAUAAUUUAAUAGGAAUUCUUAUCACAUUUAAAUAGCUUAUAGAUUAUACAACAAAAAUCAAUAACAAAAUUAAAUUGACGAGUGUGAUCCAACAUAUCACUCCAAAAAAUUAAGGAAUAGCAAUCUAAUGGAAUUAGAAAAUCAGCAAAAUAAUCAUAAUAAUAAUCACACACCAACAAAUGAAGCAAAAUUGCAAAAAUGA
This is a messenger RNA of Paramecium sonneborni, 436 nucleotides long. NCBI's taxonomy places the organism in Eukaryota, Ciliophora, Oligohymenophorea, Peniculida, Parameciidae. The record is from the annotation of a GenBank genome assembly.